Messenger RNA from Hylaeus anthracinus, 2110 nucleotides. RefSeq names its product probable cytochrome P450 12a5, mitochondrial. Gene Ontology annotation, molecular function: iron ion binding; monooxygenase activity; heme binding. The record is from RefSeq and is a predicted model, not a curated record. Bases 35 to 1810 code for a protein of 591 amino acids. Lineage: Eukaryota; Metazoa; Arthropoda; Insecta; Hymenoptera; Colletidae. The transcript has 11 exons.
GUCGAGGACUAGAUAAUAAUUAACUUCAGUAGCGAUGCAUCGUUUGCUGCCAAAAAUCUCGUCGUUCUCCCGUCGGUACUCGGUGAUAAAGGCGACGAAGCCUCUGUCGACAACAGAGAGCCAGAAAUGCCUCAAUAUCAAUGCCUCGGACAUAAUCUCCGCGUCCAUGACUCAAAGCCAAGCAUCCGUCAUCGCCGAGCCUUUGACGCGCGCGGACUCGAUUCCCCUGUUGGAUACGGAUUCCACGGAUGUUUCAUCCGCCUUCGAGGUGUCCACGGCGAAGAUCGAACAGCAGAUCGUCGCUGAAAGGUCGCCAUUACCCUUCGAAGAGGUUCCUGGACCCGCCUUUCUGAAGAUCUGGGAGAAGUAUUGGAAAUACGUGCCGCUCCUCGGUACGCAACUGUUUUCCAGUCUGCUAAUCAACAGAUUCACUCAGGGUCGAUUGACGUGGAACCGCAACGUCACGCCAUUAAAGUAUUUAUUCAACGAGUACGGUUGCAUCGUGAGGAUCAAUGGACCUCUCUCCGGAGAUAUCGUUAUGAUCCAUAGGCCUGAACACAUAGCUGAGGUCUUAAAACAAGAAGGGGAUGCUCCCAUUCGCAGUGGCAUUGAUAUUCUGCAGCACUAUCGUUUGCACUAUCGCAAGUACCGCCUCGCUGGGCCGUUUUCGCUGCAAGGUGCGGAGUGGCUGGAGAUGAGAGAGAAAGUGAAGAAUGAGUUCAACGAGAUGACUUCUAGUUUCUUCUGCAAGAUAGACAUGGCUUGCGACGAGAUGAUCAACAGGAUGCACAAAAUACGCAACCAGCAAGAUGAGGUACCUCGCAAUUUUCACGAGGACAUCACGCGAUGGGCGAUGGAGUGUUUCUUCACCACCGUGUUUAAUAAACAUGUUGGAUUUCUGGAGUCAGCAGGCUAUAAUUCGACUUCUGAGCCAGCGAGGAUAAUCAGCGCCUUGGCAACGGCUCACAAGUACAUGAGUCGCUGCGAAACUGGCUUCCAGGUUUGGAGAUUCUUCAUGACGCCGUUUGCCAAGAAUCUGUUCGAAGCCUGCGACGUUCUGGAUGGUGUCGUAGGAAAGUACGUUCGCCAGGCUCAAAGUAAACUUCGAAGUCGAUCAUCCGCUGGAGGAAGGAAUGAGGGGAUCGAGGAAGGAUCGCCAGUUUUGGAGAAGUUUCUUCUUAACGAGGGCAUUCAUCCAGACGACGUUUCUACGCUGCUGAUGGACAUGAUCAUCCUGGGUGUACAGGCGACGGCAAACUGCGAAGCAUUUUUAUUGUAUCACCUGGCGAAGAACCCAAGGACUCAAAGAAAAGUCUACGACGAAAUCAUGAACGUUUUGCCAAGUAGAGACUCACCCAUAACAGAGAAAACGUUGAAGAGUAUGCGAUACUUGAAGGCUUGCCUCCAAGAAAGUUUGAGGUUGAGACCUGCGUUCCCGUAUUUCACUAGGCUCCUGCCGAAGACUAUUUCGCUUCAUGGAUACGUGAUACCAAAAGGGACGUUUGUCAUCAUGGCAAACCAAAUAACCUCUCAACGAGAGGAAAAUUACGAGGAUCCAGAGAAAUUUCGACCAGAGAGAUGGCUAACAAGCUUUUCAGAAGGUAACACAGACUUCAGCUGUCUGCCAUUUGGCUACGGAGCUAGGUCAUGUUUGGGGAAGAAUAUGGCUGAAACAACGAUGAUGUUGCUUACUGCAAAGCUUGUGCGGCAAUUCAGAAUCGAGUACGAUUACGCUGAUAUCAAGAGCAGAUUCAUGAUGGUGAACGUGCCCAAUAAACCGCUUCGCUUCCGUUUCGUCGACAGGAUUUAAACGAUGAGGAGGCUGAUGGUCGAUAGAAGCAGAGCUUUCGGCACCCCAUUUCACAAACAGAGCUUACUUCGUUGCUAAGUUAAUGUAUAGAAGGCGGUAGGAAUUACACUAAGAGCGUCGUAGGUAACAAUAACUGUAAUUUAAUGCUCAGUUUCGUUAAAUAUUCACUUUAUCAAAUAAUAAAAUAACGUUAUUACGAUAUAUGACAUAGUUCAUACGUGUAGUAUCGCUCUCAUCGUUGAAAAGAAAGCGUAGGCGGUGUACAGAACCUGGAAAGGAAAAUUUGACGAUUCAUUGUUG